Megalops cyprinoides (Indo-Pacific tarpon) is the source of this 6302-nucleotide messenger RNA. Its product is annotated as brefeldin A-inhibited guanine nucleotide-exchange protein 1-like. NCBI's taxonomy places the organism in Eukaryota, Metazoa, Chordata, Actinopteri, Elopiformes, Megalopidae. The record is from RefSeq and is a predicted model, not a curated record. The coding region runs from base 205 to 5751 and encodes 1848 amino acids. Gene Ontology annotation, molecular function: guanyl-nucleotide exchange factor activity. The transcript is spliced from 40 exons. Gene Ontology annotation, biological process: regulation of ARF protein signal transduction.
UUCCUUCCAACAUGGCGCAGGCAGGUUGCCGAUAGAAAACCAAGGGAUUUCCUUGAAAAUUUAUCCCACCUUCUGCGUUUCCCCGAUGUUUUUCCGUCGGGGCUUACGACGGUAGCGCUUUUGCAAAGGAGAGGUCGAUCAGAAGCGAAUUCUGCCCGCGGGACAGGCACCUUGCAACCUGCUUUGCUCCGAUUCCAUUGAGUCAUGCAUGAAGGGAAGAAGACGAAAAACAUGUUUCUAACCCGAGCGCUGGAAAAGAUUUUAGCCGACAAGGAGGUGAAAAAAGCACACCAUUCUCAGCUGCGGAAAGCAUGCGAGGAGGCAUUAGAGGAAAUCAAAGAGGAGUCGGAGAAGUUAAGUCCGCCUGCCGGGGAGAACAGAGCGGGCUCCGGCACUCUGCCGCCGGUCAGAUCGAAGGCCAGCUUCAUCGAGGCCGACAAGUACUUCCUGCCGUUUGAGCUGGCCUGCCAGUCCAAAUGCCCGCGCAUCGUCAGCACGUCCCUGGACUGUUUACAGAAACUCAUCGCGUACGGACACCUGACCGGCAGUGCUCCGGACAGCACCGCACCGGGGAAGAAGCUGAUCGACAGGAUCAUCGAGACCGUCUGCGGCUGCUUCCAGGGACCGCAGACCGACGAGGGCGUGCAGCUGCAGAUCAUUAAGGCCCUGCUCACGGCGGUCACCUCCCAGCACAUUGAGAUUCAUGAAGGGACGGUGCUGCAGGCGGUGAGAACCUGCUACAACAUCUACCUGGCCAGCAAGAACCUCAUCAACCAGACCACCGCCAAAGCCACGCUCACGCAGAUGCUCAAUGUCAUCUUCGCCCGAAUGGAGAACCAGGCGCUCCAGGAGGCUCGGCAGAUGGAGAAGGACAGGCACAGACAGCAGCUUCUGCAGCACUCAGCGGAACCCGAGUCUCCGCGGCUGCAGGAGUCCCCGGUCAGCCAGCACACAGCGGAACCCGAGUCCCCGCGGCUGCGGCAGGAGGCUGAGGGAACCGAGGACCCGGAACCGGAGAACGGGUCUGUGUUCUGCAGCCCCGAGAACGAGCAGACCGAGGCGGACCAGGCCACUGCCGCGGCCGAGAGUCUGUCCAAGCGAGAAGGCGAGGCCACAGAGGAGGAGGAAACACCCAACUACGAGGAAAAGGCCCAGGAGAUAGUGCAGAGCGUUCUGCAGGAAGUAAUCAGCACCGUUGUCGGGGAUUCCAGGGAGGCUGUGGCAGGGACGGAGGGUGUGGAAGAUUUGGCAGGCUCUGUGGAGGAUGAGGGGGGGCAGGGCAGUGAUGGAGAGCACGUCCACGCCAACGGCAUCCCGGGCACGCCCAUCUCCGCCGGCUUCACCCCCUCCCUGACCGACGACCGGCUGUCCGUCUCCUCCAGCGACACUCAGGAAUCGGGAACCCCCGUGGGGCAGAUGCCAGGGGCGAAGUUCUCCCACAUCCUACAGAAGGAUGCCUUUCUUGUGUUCCGAUCACUCUGCAAGCUAUCUAUGAAGCCCCUGUCAGAUGGCCCUCCCGAUCCAAAGUCUCACGAGCUGCGGUCGAAGGUCCUGUCCCUGCAGCUUCUCCUCUCCAUCCUGCAGAACGCGGGGACCGUCUUCAGGACCAACGAGAUGUUCAUCAACGCCAUAAAGCAGUACCUGUGUGUGGCGCUGUCCAAGAACGGCGUCUCGUCUGUCCCCGAGGUCUUCGAGCUGUCGCUUUCCAUAUUCCUCACUCUGCUGUCCAACUUCAAGACGCAUCUGAAGAUGCAAAUAGAGGUGUUUUUCAGGGAGAUAUUUCUGUAUAUUUUGGAGACGUCCACCAGCUCCUUUGACCACAAGUGGAUGGUGAUACAGACCCUCACCAGGAUAUGUGCAGAUGCCCAGAGUGUGGUUGAUAUCUAUGUGAACUAUGACUGUGACCUGAAUGCUGCUAAUAUAUUCGAGAGGCUGGUGAAUGACCUGUCAAAGAUCGCACAGGGCCGCGGGGGGCAGGAGCUUGGUGUGACCCCAGGUCAGGAGCUCAGUCUGAGGAAGAAGGGCCUGGAGUGUUUGGUGUCCAUCCUCAAGUGCAUGGUGGAGUGGAGUAAAGAUCAGUACAUAAACCCCAACUCUCAGACCAGCCUGGGAAGAGCAGGCCAGGAGAAGCCCAGCGAUCAGGAGCCCAGCGAGUCCAAACCUGCGGAGAGCAUCAACCGCUACGGGAGCGUCAACUCGCUGGACUCGACCGCGUCCUCGGGGAUCGGCAGCUACAGCACGCAGACGUCCGGGACCGACAACCCCGAGCAGUUCGAGGUCCUCAAGCAGCAGAAGGAGAUCAUUGAGCAGGGCAUCGACCUGUUCAACAAAAAACCAAAGAGAGGGAUGCAGUACCUGCAGGAGCAAGGCAUGCUGGGUACUACCCCAGAAGAUAUUGCCCAGUUUCUACACCAGGAGGAGAGACUGGAUUCUACUCAGGUGGGCGAUUUCCUCGGGGACAACGACCGCUUUAACAAGGAGGUGAUGUACGCCUACGUGGACCAGAUGGACUUCCAGGGCAAGGACUUUGUCUCCGCGCUGCGCCUCUUCCUGGAGGGCUUCCGUCUGCCCGGGGAGGCACAGAAAAUCGACCGGCUCAUGGAGAAAUUCGCUGCCAGAUACUUAGAAUGUAACCAAGGGCAGACGCUGUUCGCCAGCGCUGACACAGCCUACGUGCUGGCGUACUCCAUCAUCAUGCUGACGACAGACCUGCACAGCCCACAGGUUAAGAAUAAGAUGUCAAAAGAGCAAUACAUUAAGAUGAACCGAGGAAUCAACGAUAGCAAAGACUUACCUGAGGACUAUCUCUCUGCCAUCUACGAUGAGAUCGCCGGGAAGAAGAUCUCAAUGAAGGAGACAAAAGAGCUGACCAUCAAGUCAAAUAAACAAAGUGUAGCCAGUGAGAAGCAGCGGCGGCUGCUGUAUAACGUGGAGAUGGAGCAGAUGGCAAAGACGGCCAAGGCGCUGAUGGAGGCGGUGAGCCACGUCCAGGCCCCCUUCACCAGCGCCACACACCUGGAGCACGUCCGGCCCAUGUUCAAGCUGGCCUGGACGCCGUUCCUGGCAGCUUUCAGCGUGGGCCUGCAGGACUGUGACGACACUGAGGUGGCCUCUCUCUGUCUGGAGGGAAUCCGCUGUGCCAUCAGGAUAGCCAGCAUCUUCUCCAUCCAGCUGGAGCGGGACGCCUAUGUUCAGGCGCUGGCCCGGUUCACCCUGCUGACCGCCAGCUCCGGCAUCGGCGAGAUGAAGCAGAAGAACAUCGACACCAUCAAGACCCUGAUCACCGUGGCCCACACCGACGGCAACUACCUGGGCAACUCCUGGCACGAGAUCCUGAAGUGUAUCAGCCAACUAGAGCUGGCGCAGCUGAUCGGCACAGGGGUGAAGGCCCGCUACAUCUCAGGGACCGUCAGAGGCAAGGACGGCUUUCUCACCGGCAGCCGGGAGCACACCUCCGACGAGUACCUGGGGCUGGUCGGGGGCACCGUGGAUCGGAAGCAGAUAGCCAGCAUACAGGAGUCCAUCGGAGAGACCAGCUCCCAGAGCGUGGUGGUCGCUGUCGACAGGAUAUUUACAGGCUCCACCAGGCUGGAUGGCAAUGCAAUCGUUGAUUUCGUGCGCUGGCUGUGCGUGGUGUCGAUGGACGAGCUGGCCUCGCCGACACACCCCCGAAUGUUCAGCCUGCAGAAGAUCGUGGAGAUCUCCUACUACAACAUGGGCCGAAUCAGGCUGCAGUGGUCCCGGAUCUGGGAGGUCAUUGGGGAUCAUUUCAACAAGGCGGGCUGCAAUCCCAACGAGGACGUGGCCAUUUUCGCGGUGGACUCCCUCAGGCAGCUGUCCAUGAAGUUCCUGGAGAAGGGGGAGCUGGCCAACUUCCGCUUCCAGAAGGACUUCCUCAGGCCUUUCGAGCACAUCAUGAAGAAGAACAGGUCCCCCACGAUCCGGGACAUGGUGGUCCGCUGCAUUACCCAGAUGGUGAACUCUCAGGCGGGGAACAUCCGCUCCGGGUGGAAGAACAUCUUCUCCGUCUUCCACCUGGCCGCCUCGGACCAGGACGAGGGCAUCGUGGAGCUGGCCUUCCAGACCACGGGACACAUCGUCACGAGCGUGUUUGAGAAGCACUUCCCCGCCACCAUCGACUCCUUCCAGGAUGCGGUGAAGUGCCUGUCGGAGUUCGCCUGCAACGCCGCCUUCCCCGACACCAGCAUGGAGUCCAUCCGGCUGAUCCGCCACUGCGCCAGAUACGUGUCCGAGCGGCCGCAGGCUUUUAAAGACUACACCAGCGACGACAUAAACGUAGCUCCGGAGGACCGGGUCUGGGUGCGAGGCUGGUUCCCCAUCCUGUUCGAACUCUCCUGCAUCAUCAACAGGUGUAAACUGGACGUGAGGACCAGGGGUCUGACGGUCAUGUUUGAGGUCAUGAAGACCUACGGCCACACGUACGAACAGCACUGGUGGCAGGACCUGUUCAGGAUCGUCUUCAGGAUCUUCGACAACAUGAAGCUCCCAGAGCAGCAAACCGAGAAAGCGGAGUGGAUGACCACCACCUGCAACCAUGCGUUGUACGCCAUCUGUGACGUCUUCACACAGUACUUCGAGUCGCUUAGCGACAUCCUCCUGGACGACAUCCUGGCCCAGCUCUUCUGGUGUGUUCAGCAAGAUAAUGAGCAGCUGGCCCGCUCCGGCACAAACUGCCUGGAGAACGUGGUGAUCCUGAACGGGGAGAAGUUCACCCCAGAGACCUGGGACAAAAUCUGCAACUGCAUGCUGGGAAUAUUCAGGACCACCAUCCCACACGCGCUGAUGACGUGGAAACCGGCUGGGCCCGGUGGAGAGGCCGUAGCCCGGGUGGAGGAGGCAGACAGGCAGCUGGACUCCUUUUCCCAGAAGUCCCUGGACAUUCAGGCGCGGGGAGAUGACCAGCAGUCCAUCAGCAGUGCCGAGAAGCCCUCCCAGGAGAACCAGCGGCCGGGUCAGUUGGGCGGGGGAUCGGGCACACGUGAAGACAGCCUCAGAGCCAGGACCCCAACUAAGGUGCAGGAGCAGUGGCUGUUCUCCGCCCUCCUCAUCAAAUGUGUGGUUCAGCUGGAGCUCAUCCAGACCAUCGACAACAUCAUCUUCUUCCCCACCACCAGCAAGAAGGAGGACGCCGAGAACCUAGCGGCUGCACAGAGAGACGCGCUGGAUGCUGACGUCCAGGUGGAGAUCCAGGACCAGGGAAUGUACCGCUACCUGACCUCAGAGCAACUCUUCAAGCUGCUGGACUGUCUGCUGGAGUCGCACCGCUUCGCCAAGGCCUUCAACUCCAGCAACGAGCAGAGGACAGCGCUGUGGGGAGCAGGCUUUAAAGGGAAGUCCAAGCCCAACCUGCUGAAGCAGGAGACGGGCAGCCUGGCGUGUGCCCUGCGCAUCCUCUUCCGCAUGUACGCCGACGAGCACCGCCAGGCCGACUGGGACGAGGUCCAGAGACGCCUGCUCAUUGUAUGCAGCGAGGCCAUCCAGUACUUCCUGACUCUGACGUCCAAGAGCCACAGAGAAACAUGGACCAACCUGCUGCUCCUCUUCCUCACCAAGGUGAUGAAAAUCAGUGAUGACAGGUUCCGGGCCCACGCCUGCAGGUACUACCCCCUGCUCUGUGACGUCAUGCAGUUCGACCUCAUUCCGGAACUGCGGGCCGUCCUGAGGAAGUUCUACCUGCGAGUCGGAAUCGUCUUCAACGUCUCGCAGCCGGCCAGUCCGGAGAACCAGUGAUGGCUCUGAGUUGACCGUUUUUCAUUUUUUUUGGCAAUAAUUUGAUUUUUUUUCUGUUUCAAAGAAGUUGUUGCACUCUUAUUUAUCGAACGCACUGGGAAUCUUCACUUUAAGUUUGCCGUUACUCCGUCACGUUGUAAGAUGGAGAGGGCUGCUAUCAGUUGAUAUGGCGCAGACAUAGUAUAAAUUAUUCAAUUUUAUAUGUACAGAGGCUUUUAUUUAAAUACAACUGGAACUUAAAAUAUUUCCAAUAAUCUGAGCUGCACCUGAAUGAUCCAGUCUGUCUCCAUGUCUGAUGUAGCUUUCACUGUACCUGUAUAAAAUGGAAAGUGUAAUUAUAUACAUAUAUAUAUAAAAAUCUUUUUCGACUGGGGGAUGUACUGACAGUAUGAAUGAAUGUUAGCUGUGCUUUGGAUGAAGUGAUGUGAAUGAGACUGGGUGAUGGAGAUGUGAUAACCUAAUGGAUGAGAUGUAUAUGGUACAGCAAUGUAAAGUUUUCUAUGUUUAAAAAAAAUCUUGUACAACUUUCUGUACAAUAUAGCUUAUGAACA